Messenger RNA from Ornithodoros turicata, 1217 nucleotides. It is a transcript of the gene mTTF, whose product is annotated as transcription termination factor, mitochondrial-like. The record is from RefSeq and is a predicted model, not a curated record. Gene Ontology annotation, biological process: regulation of DNA-templated transcription; termination of mitochondrial transcription. Gene Ontology annotation, cellular component: mitochondrial matrix. Lineage: Eukaryota; Metazoa; Arthropoda; Arachnida; Ixodida; Argasidae. The transcript has a single exon. The coding region runs from base 105 to 1139 and encodes 344 amino acids. Gene Ontology annotation, molecular function: double-stranded DNA binding.
AAACGUCACUUCCUCUUUCAAUAUGGCGGCUCAACCGGAUAAUUUUAGCUGAGGCGUUUGGUGCAGGUUAAUGAAUUGUCGUUUGGAAAGGCAGUGUGUUAGCUAUGCUGAUAAAAAUUAUACGACGAGCGCCACUGGUGUCUCUUUUUCGAUUUUACUCAGAACUGACGGCAGUGCCAAACGCUCUAUCUGACGACUCUGAAGUGGAAAGCUUGUGUUCUCGUCAUCCAGAGCUCAGAGGGUGGAACUCAAGUCAACUUCGUGCCGCACUCAAAGGCGCUAAACUUCGUGACAUUUCAACCGCUCACAUAGUGCAACACCCCUGGCUGCUUGCCGAACAGAGCGUCGAGCGUAAGCUACACCUCAUCGGGGAGAGCACGUCGUGGAGACCGACAGAGGAAUCUCUAGCCGUACUGGCCCUGCCGGAGACACUUGUGGCGUACGUGGCGCGGCGGUUGGGACCGAAGCCGUGGAAACACGUAGCCGAGCGAGCCCAGUUUCUCUCUGAAGAGCUGGCUGUCUCGUAUGGUCAGGUCUUGUCGCUUUUCCGCCGCCACCUUUGUCUCUUAACGCAGGAUACGGGACGACUUAAACGUGUGUUGUCACUGUUGCGCGAAGGACAAGUACCUCCAGAUGCUAUUCUGCGAGACCUGUGGGUAUUUCGUCACAAUGAAACCUUGAUGGAAAGUCGUCUGAAACGGGCUCUGAAAGUAGGCUUGUUGCCAGUGAGACCGUGGAUGCUACGCUGUCCCGAGGAAACUUUCGAAGCACAUUUAAGACGUUGGGAGGCACGUGCAGACGUCCUUUGGCCACAUGCAGACACAAUCACAUAUUUAGCGGAACGGCUCGACUGUAGUCGCAGUCAUGUACGCUUUCUCGCACAAAAGAACCCACGUCUCCUCACAAUCAAUGCCCCUAAGCUACAACAACUCUUAGAUUUCUUAUUUGCAAAUGGUUACGGCCCUGUCCAGGUGAGCCUCUUCCCACGAGUGCUUAGCUGUAGCCUGGAACGUCUGCACAGAAGGAUCGCACUUUUGAAGGACUAUGGUAUCCAGCAGCCCCCCUUGCACAUGAUGGCUGCCACGGAGAAGGAGUUUGAACGUGCCUGCAGACGUAUCAUGCGAGUUCCAAAGUGCUAAGAAGAUUUUGUCCUGAUGUGGUAAUGUAUGAUGAUGGUAUAGGAGGACAAUAAAAGGAGGUAAAGUACGAGAAGCAUG